AUCUGUGUACAGUACCGGUACCAAAACAAUGCCCGAGCGCCACGAGUCAUUAGCAAAGAUCUACAGGCAGCAAAAGAUCCCAACGUAAAAGAAUCAUAAAAAAGCAGCCAAACUUAUAAAACGAAGCAGCCACACAACCACAGCCUCGAGAUGUAUUUCAUUUCCUAUAUCCUCCUAUCUGUCGCCCUCAUGGCUCGAACAUCGAUGGGGCAACCACCCGAGGCAUUUAUGCAUGGGGAAGGGAGCUCAAUGGGGGGCGGGCCACCACCCGGGGCUUUUAUGAAUGCCCAUGAGCCACAAGCAGUUGAUUUGAGUCUUGUCAAAGAGGAGUUCGAUCGCUGCAACUCUGAGAUCAUUGAUGUGCACCUCCAUGAUGCAUUUUGGUUUAACUCGGCCGACCCUCUCUUGGAAGAGAUGAAACUUUCUCACGUUUCUCGCGGUCUCAUGCUAUCUGUCUACGGCCCAAUCGCUAAUCCCUUCUCUGGAGACCCCAACGAAGUCACAGAAAGCAUCGUCAAUGGCAGCAACGGCCGCAUUUUUGGCUUGGCAUCUCUCAACACAACCAUUCCUGACUGGGAGAAUCAUGGAGAGCAGGAACUGGAACGCCUUGCAACCUUUUUGGCCAAGAAACCAGGCUUUGUAGGCGGAAAGGUCGCUGCACCACAUACUUGCCUGCCUUUGAAUUCCGACAUCAUGAGAGACGUCGUCAGAACCAUCUCGGAAAGCCCCAGCCCUGUGGUGUUUCUCCAUAUCGGAACAACGCCCUUCUGUGGGCCCAUGGGCGAACAAGUUUUCGGGAGACCGGCUUGCUGCGGCCCUGAGUUCGUUGAUCCCACUUACUUGGAAGAUCUCAUUCAGAAGUUUACAGAUACUACCUUCAUAUUGGUCCAUGCAGGUGCAGACUUUCUCCCACCCAACAGCGAGCACUUUUACCAUGGAGAAAACGUGGACAAGUCUGUAAUGCUGGCAGAAACGUAUGACAAUGUGUACCUGGAAAUCUCGGCAUUCUUGCGACAAGGCCCCAAUGGGACGGACGUUUACACGGAGGGAACUCAUAUUCUCGACAAGAUUGCCGAUGCUGGGUUGGCUAGCAAGACGAUUUACGGAUCUGACGUGAACCACGCCCCCCAUGCUAUUGGAUCUUACUUGGCAACAACAUUGGACAAGUUCAUUGCAGCUGGCUUUGACGAGGAGGAGCGCUGCAUGAUGUUUUCUGGAAACGCUAUCAAAGCCUUUGGCCUCGAGUUGGGGGAAACUGAAGCGCCGCAACCCCCAAUGGAUAGUGAAGAGCAUGGUGAAGAAGACAACGGAAACCAUGUCGAAGAAGCAUCCGGCCUUGACGACGUUGCCGACUAUCUUUCAUCUUCGGGUGCGGGCAUGUUUAUGACGAAUGUGGCUUCAAAUAUUGCAAUGGCAUUGGCCCCUUUUGCUUUUGUUCUCUUCUAAAUUCAAGACCCCCACGACCAAUUUCUACAUGCAUACUACUCGCCCUGCAGCCUUAAGGGUCGGUUGCGGGCUUUGUUCAAACCUAUCUGAUCACUAGUAAAUGAAAACCUUAUCAACAGCCUUUGCUUGUUUGUCUCAAC
Seminavis robusta is the source of this 1586-nucleotide messenger RNA. NCBI's taxonomy places the organism in Eukaryota, Bacillariophyta, Bacillariophyceae, Naviculales, Naviculaceae. The record is from the annotation of a GenBank genome assembly.